This is a messenger RNA of Papilio polytes (common Mormon), 1799 nucleotides long. Its product is annotated as organic cation transporter protein. The record is from RefSeq and is a predicted model, not a curated record. Gene Ontology annotation, molecular function: transmembrane transporter activity. The coding region runs from base 16 to 1722 and encodes 568 amino acids. The transcript has 7 exons. NCBI's taxonomy places the organism in Eukaryota, Metazoa, Arthropoda, Insecta, Lepidoptera, Papilionidae. Gene Ontology annotation, cellular component: membrane. Gene Ontology annotation, biological process: transmembrane transport.
UUCAAUCAACUGUUCAUGACGGAUGUACCAGACCACUGGUGCAGAGUACCGGAACUACAAAAUUUCAAUCUAACUGAAGAACAACGGAAAAUAAUGUCUAUACCACGUAAGGCAGACGAUAACACCACUUUUGAGAAAUGUUCACGGUAUUCUGUUAAUUGGACCGAAAUAUUAUCUGCAAAUAAAACAAUUGAAAUUAACACAAGUUGGCCUAUGGAGCCAUGUUUUGAUGGAUACGUGUACGAUAAAUCAGAAGUAAAAUCCUCCAUAGUAAUUGACUUCGAUUUAGUUUGCGACUUCGACGUUUACCCAACUUUGGGGUUGGUGGCCCUAAAUGUUGGAGGGCCUAUUGGAGUAUACAGUUUUGGAAUAUUGAACGAUCGCAUUGGCCGCAAGAAAUCCUUUUUUACCUGUCUAACUACCCUCCUCAUUGGCAGUUUAAUGACAGCAUAUGCACAUGAGUAUUGGUUUUGGGUACUUGCGAGAACAGUCGUGGGACUGACUAUACCAGCCGUAUACCAAAUACCAUUUAUAAUUUCUUUGGAAUUGGCUGGACCGAAUUAUAGAUCGUUUGUGACGGUCAUGACAUGCAUAUUUUAUACUUUGGGAUUAGUUUUAUUAUCUGGUGUAACGUACAUGUUACGAGAUUGGAGAUCCCUCGCGUUAGCAACGUCCGUGCCCUUUUUCUUAUACUACUUGUACUGGUUUGUGUUGCCGGAAUCACCGAGAUGGCUGCUGAUGAGAAAACGAUUUGAAGAAGCAAAUAAAAUUUUGAAAUCCAUUGCCAGAGUAAAUGGUAAAGAGUUGCCUGUUGAGUAUACAAAUAAAAUCCAACGGCAGGUAUUGGAGCAAGCUAUGAGCGGGGAGAAAGAAGCCGAGACGGCCAGCAUGUUUGCUUUAUGUCGAACUCCUAAUAUGAGACUCAAAACAUGCUUGAUCACUCUUAAUUGGUGCGCCUCAGAAAUGGUUUACGUCGGUUUAAGUUACUACGGACCAGCAAUAGGUAGCAAUCAAUAUGUGAGUUUCUUUCUGUCAUCGGCGGUUGAAAUACCGAGCUACCUUGUUUGUUGGGUGCUUAUGGAUCGAGUUGGACGACGAUGGCCAUUAUGUUUGUCGAUGGUUAUAAGUGGUAUCUUCUGUAUUGUCACGGUGCUGCUCCCAAAUGAUGCAGAAACGGAGACUCUCAUCCUGUAUCUCAUAUCGAAAUGUUUCAUUUCCGCAUCAUUUUUGAUAAUAUAUCCAUAUGCCGGUGAACUUUACCCAACUGAACUGAGAGGCAUUGGGAUCGGGACGUCCGCAUACAUUGGGGGCCUAGGCUUAAUCAUUAUACCUUUUAUUAAUUAUUUAGGAUCCAGUAACCUAGUAUUGCCUUUAGUAGUAAUGGGAGCAGUGUCGGUGGUAGGGGGGUUAACGGCGCUACGGUUACCAGAAACACUGCAUACAUCAUUACCUCAGACAGCAGAAGAGGGUGAGGAAUUUGGAAAAGACUGGACUUAUGCGGACUGCUUUAAAUGUGGUGGCCAAAGACCGGUGGCGGAGGCAGAAUCUUAUGAAAAUCUAGACCAAUUAGAACUUACACAACCUCCGACUGAGAUGGAUGAUGAGCUAUCGGAAAUGCCUAAUUUUCGUAGAAGUUCCAUGCGUAAACUCGUCCGACAAGCAAGCAUUGUUGAAACGCAACGAGACUUGGAUGGAAAUAUGAAAAUGACUUACUGGUUUUAGAUGCGUAAAAAUUUACAAGACCACUUUAUACAAUGUGUUUAGAAUUGCUAAGCUAAGAAAUGAUACCAAUGUUUAAA